Molecule: messenger RNA, 1456 nt
Organism: Dothidotthia symphoricarpi CBS 119687
Lineage: Eukaryota; Fungi; Ascomycota; Dothideomycetes; Pleosporales; Dothidotthiaceae
Exons: 4
Coding region: 355-1191 (278 amino acids)
Biological process (GO): regulation of DNA-templated transcription
Molecular function (GO): zinc ion binding; DNA-binding transcription factor activity, RNA polymerase II-specific
Source: RefSeq, a predicted model, not a curated record
CGAUGGCAUACUAGGUAUGGUCUUUGAUCCCUGUGUUACAAAAGAACUUCGGCAUGCGUCUUAAGUGCUAGUGAGAGAUUGUUAGAAUCAACCACUUAGGACUGUUGUGACUCGCAACUGGCGACUCGUGAGAAGGUGGAGUAGUUCACGGCACUUUGCGCUAGUUCCGGAAAGUCGUUCAAGUCUCGCACGAGGGGGGGCCCACGUGUGUUCAGCCGAAAGCCACGACAAGACCCAAGCAAGAAUGUUGGCUUCAGCUUUGUUGUCUUCCAUUUCGUAAUUGAGUUUGGUUCUCGAAGCCCGCAUGGAAAGGUAGCCUCCGUGACAUCGACGCUGGUAUGCUUUGGCAUCUGCAUGGAUCAUCGUCGACUAGGGUUCCCAAGGUUAGCUGUAGUCCAUUGCUCAGCUUUGGCCCCCAUUUGCUACCAAAAUAACCCGUUCAAAUCGAAUUUGUAUACGAUGGAGCCUACAGCUGUUAGUACAAAAGCCGAACGAAAAGGGUCUGCGCCAGUGAAGCGAAGAGUGAGUCGAGCUUGUGACCAUUGUCACCGAAUGCGAACACGAUGCAAUGGACAAGCACCCUGCUCGCGAUGUAUAGAACUCGAGUACGUUUGCCAGUAUGAUCGGGAAAAGAAGAGACGCGGAAAGGUACCGAGACAUAUUCAGAGACAGAGAACAGAAGCGGCGGCGGCAUCUUCGCAUAGUCUCCAGACUCCAAACGAUACACCGAUUCAACACACCAGCUACUCUGAGAGACCACGAAUGAUCUCCGAAUUGGAAGAGGACGUUUGGUCGCAUUCGGAACCGACUUCGGCAGUACAACAGCAUCCUUCCGGCAAACGCGUCUUUCAGAACAUGCUGUCUGGACAGCGGCAACCUAUGCACCCCGUCGGCCAGAUGUUUGACCAACCAGUCCACCAGACGAUGAUAGACCCUAUCAUGAUGGCUCCCGGUAUCAUCUAUCCGCCGAUACACACUCCACGAACGGAAGAGGUAAUACACGCCAUUCCAGGGAUGCGCAUGAUGCCAGGUUCUAUCGCAUCGGUAUACACGAAUACGGGAUUUCCUAUGCAGUUCAGCGCAAUUAGACGAUCAUCGCCGACCAACCACGGAUAUGUAGAUAAUGGGCCACCGUAUUCUGGUCUCAAUGUUGAAUCAGUAUACAACGGUAGUUUUACAUCGUGCAGAUAAUCCAUGGUGGUUCCGCAUCAUUCACCUGAGUUCAGUUGUGAGUGUUCCCAAAGCAUGUGCUCUUCUUGAACAUCACUUCGAAAGCUCUUCAACAAUACCCACGGAAAAAUAUGUCCAUGGAUUCGCCCACGAAAGCGUUUGAUACUACCUCAGUACGAUAUUCAUGAUGACGUCGUGGAGACAUCAUGACGGUAGUACACUUCAAAAGACCUUGUUGCUGCUUACACAUCUUUGACAUGGAGAAUUUCUACGCAUCCUAAAGGAA